Molecule: messenger RNA, 837 nt
Organism: Vittaforma corneae ATCC 50505
Lineage: Eukaryota; Fungi; Microsporidia; Nosematidae
Exons: 1
Coding region: 1-837 (278 amino acids)
Biological process (GO): regulation of DNA-templated transcription
Molecular function (GO): histone acetyltransferase activity
Source: RefSeq, a predicted model, not a curated record
AUGUUUUACAUACACUACAUAGGACUCAAUAGGAGAUAUGACAAAUGGAUUGAGAGUUCAGAACUAAUUUUGAACAACCCUUCCGAGAUAGAACUCCCCAGAAAGAAAAAAAAGUUUGAGGAGAAGGCACCACCGACAGAAAAUAAACACACAACACCAAGAUCUCAUUUAGAAGAUGAGUUUCGGAUUAAAAACAUAGACAAAAUCUGUAUCAGAAACUACCUUGUUGAUACAUGGUAUUUUAGUCCAUAUCCAAAGGAUGUUAUUAGAAAUGGAACUGUCUAUCUGUGCGAAUUUUGUCUGUACUACUUUUCAACACAGGAACAGCUCAGUGAACACUGUUUAGGAUGUGAGCUAAGACAUCCCCCAGGUACAAAAAUAUAUGAAGAAGGUGAGCUGAGCUUUUUUGAAUUAGAUGGCUAUAUACAGAAGAACUACUGUAGAAAUCUAGCACUGUUAUCCAAGCUUUUUUUGGAUCAUAAAUCCUUGUACUAUGAUGUUGAUGUAUUUAUGUUCUAUGUUUUAUGUCACAAGGAUGAAUAUGGAUAUCAAAUUGUCGGUUAUUUUUCCAAAGAAAAGUGUUCAGAGCAGGGAUACAAUCUUGCAUGUAUUUUGACACUGCCAUAUGAGCAAAGAAAGGGCUAUGGCAAGGUCCUUAUUGAUUUUUCAUACAUGCUGUCUAAGAAGGAUAAGAAAAUUGCAAGUCCUGAAAAGCCUCUAAGUGACCUGGGGCUUCUUUCGUAUCGAGCAUAUUGGCUUGAGGUAAUUUUGGAAGAGCUUGUCCAAUGUAAGGAUAUAAGUAUAAAAGGCACUAUCACAGAAGACGUGCAUUACUGA